UGCAGGAAGUUCCCGCAGCACUGAAAGCUCUCUGCUAGCUGACUAGCUGUCAAACACUGAGUCCUGGCGGAUAUCAGCUCAAAACAGCGGACAGUAAACCCCGAAAUAAACCUCAGCAUCGCGCAGGAUAAUGGGAUGAAAUACAUUUGGAAUCUGAGCAUCGAGGAUCUGUGUUUUAGCAAGAUUAAAGGGCAAAAUAUGAAAGCUAUAUACUAGCCAACUGCUCAUGACACAUUAACAACACAGCAGUGUGUUUGGUCGUACAUAAGAGCUCCAGUAUGCAUGACGCAUACGAGCCAGUUCCUAUCCUGGAGAAAUUACCCCUCCAGAUUGACUGUCUGGCGACCUGGGAUGAUUGGCUCCUUGUGGGUACCAAACCAGGCCAUCUCCUUCUGUACAGGAUCAAGAAAGAUGCAGGUACAAACAGGUUUGAAGUUACAUUAGAGAAAUCCAAUAAGAACUUCUCAAAGAAGAUUCAGCAGCUUUUUGUGGUGUCACAGUACAAGAUUUUGAUUAGUUUGUUGGAAAAUAACAUCCACGUUCACGACCUGCUCACGUUCCAGCAGAUAACUGUUGUGUCCAAAGCCAGAGGAGCCACACUGUUUGCCUGUGACCUGCAGCAGUCUAGCUCAGGUGAGGCCAGACUGCGCAUGUGUGUUGCAGUCAAGAGGAAAAUUCUGCUGUAUUACUGGAAGGACAGAGAAUUCCAUGAAUUACAGGGGGAUUUCGCCGCUCCAGACAUUCCCAAGUCCAUGGCUUGGUGUGAGAACUCCAUAUGUGUGGGUUUCAAACGAGACUACUAUCUGAUCCGGAUGGACGGACGUGGCUCAGUCAAAGAACUGUUCCCCACAGGGAAACAGCUGGAACCAUUGGUGGCCCCGUUGGCUGAUGGGAAGGUCGCAGUGGGUCAGGAUGACCUCACGGUUGUUUUGAACGAAGAAGGCGUCUGCACUCAGAAAUGUGCCCUUAACUGGACGGACAUUCCUGUUGCAAUGGAGCACCAGCCACCGUACAUCAUCGCAGUGCUGCCACGCUAUGUGGAGAUCCGCACGCUUGAGCCCAGACUGCUGGUGCAGAGCGUAGAACUGCAGAGACCGCGCUUCAUCACCUCCGCUGGAUCAAAUGUUGUGUAUGUCGCUAGCAAUCACUUUGUUUGGCGUCUGGUGCCCAUCUCUAUAGCCAGCCAGAUACGACAGCUGCUACAGGACAAACAGUUUGAACUGGCACUUCAGCUAGCGAAAAUGAAGGAUGAUUCAGAUGCAGAUAAGAGACAACAGAUCCAUCACAUUCAGAACCUGUUUGCCUUCAACUUGUUCUGUCAGAAACGCUUUGACGACUCCAUGCAGGUGUUUGCAAAGUUAGGCACAGAUCCCACUCAUGUUAUUGGACUGUAUCCAGACCUGCUCCCCUCUGACUACUGCAAACAGCUGCACUACCCCAACCCUCUGCCUGUGAUGUCUGGAGCCGAGCUGGAGAAAGCCCACCUGGCCCUCAUAGACUACCUGACACAGAAACGCAGUCAUUUAGUGAAGCAGCUGAAUGACUCGGACCCCUUCACCACCUCCCCUCUCAUGGAGGGGACCCCCACCAUCAAGAGCCGCAAGAAACUCCUUCAGAUCAUCGACACCACUCUGCUGAAAUGUUACCUCCACACCAAUGUAGCCUUAGUGUCGCCUCUCCUGCGGCUGGAGAACAACCACUGUCACAUAGAGGAGAGCGAGUAUGUGCUGAAGAAAGCCCACAAAUACAGCGAACUCAUCAUCCUCUAUGAGAAAAAAGGCCUUCAUCAGAAAGCUCUGCAGGUUCUGCUGGAUCAGUCCACCAAAGCCAACUCUCCUCUGAAGGGGCAUGAGAGGACUGUACAGUAUCUUCAGAGACUGGGUGUGGAGAACCUGGGCAUCAUAUUUGAGUUUUCGCCGUGGGUUCUGAAGAUUUGUCCAGAGGAUGGACUAAAGAUCUUCACUGAGGACCUGACGGAGGUGGAGACUCUGCCCAGGGAUAAGGUGUUGAACUUCCUGAAGGAGGGCUUCCAGGAGCUGGCCAUCCCGUACCUGGAGCACAUCAUUCACCUGUGGGACGAGACACGGCCCGAGUUCCACAAUGUUCUGAUCCAGCUCUACCUGGAGAAGGUGCAAGGCCUCAUGAAAGUGUACCUCAACUCACUGCCUGAAGGUGUUCCAGCUGUAGCUGCAGGAAAGGAGGCGGGAGAGCUGGGAGAGUACAGGAACAAGCUUCUGUCGUUUCUGGAAGUGUCCAGCAGCUAUGAGCCAGAGCGACUCGUCAGUGAUUUCCCAUUUGAUGGUCUGUUGGAGGAGAGGGCUCUUCUCCUGGGUCGUAUGGGGAAACAUGAGCAGGCUCUUUUCAUCUACGUUCACAUUCUCAAAGACACGCGUAUGGCUGAAGAGUACUGCCAUGGUCAUUAUGAUCCAUCAACAAAUGGCAAUAAAGAUGUGUAUCUGUCCCUGCUGCGCAUGUAUCUGUCUCCUCCGGACGUGCACUUCCUCGGGCCCAUAAAGAUGGAGUUAUGUGAGCCACAGGCAAACCUCCAGGCGGCCCUGAAAGUUCUUCAGCUCCACCACAGCAAACUGAACACCACCAAAGCCAUAAACCUGCUGCCAGCCAACACACAGAUCCGAGAGAUCCAGGUCUUUCUGGAGAGUGUGCUGGAGGAGAAGGCUGGGAGGAAGCGCUUUGACCAGGUCCUGAAGAGCCUCCUACAGGCCGAGUUCCUGCGGGUGCAGGAGGAACGUAUCUUUCACCAGCAGGUGAAGUGUGUCAUCACAGAUGAGAAAACCUGCAGAGUGUGCAAGAAGAAGAUCGGAAACAGUGCCUUUGCCAGGUAUCCUAACGGUGUGGUGGUUCACUACUUCUGCUGUAAAGAUCGCAGCGUGUGUCCAGAGGAGUAGUCAAACCUGCAGACCGGAGACGCCGGAAACGCUAAACACGCUGAGCACAGAGAGCUCGGCAAACGUGAAAACGCCAGACUGACGCGCCGCCGAAGAAAACGCCAGUCUCUCUCUCUCUCUCUCUCUCUCUCUACAUCUCUCGCAAAGCCGACACGUCUGUCUGAAGAAAUUAAUCAACUUCCAAAGUAAAAAAAAAAAAAAACAUGGACAGUGAGACUAAAUUCAGAUUUAUAAAGUGUGUUACUUUGAAAGCUUCACCUAAAUGCACAGCACAGACCCUGACGUCUCUCUGUCCCCUGAGAAGCGCUUAUUCCCUCACAUCCCACCUUUUCUUCAUCGCGGACAGUGCACCUUUUCAUCCAACAUGACGCUUUGUCCGAUGCCUUUAGUGGAGAGUAAAGGCAUGUGUUUGUGUGCACCUUCAGGUGCUCAGGACUGUUACUCUGAGCUGCUCUACUUCACUCCGUUAGCUUGAGAUGAAAUCAGACUCCAGAUAAAAACCUUAAUGUGGCCCCUCUACAGAAAGGCCUGCACUGGCACACACUCUGCAGGAGAAACAGCUGGAUCAUUUACACUCAGAUACUGGAGACAGGGGUGCCUGCCAGCCAGUUCAUUGUCAUUUUGACAGUGUUCUUACUGUAAUGUAAUUACAAGUUAUAUACUGUAAUUACGGAAUAUAGACAAAUACUGUAUUUUUUUUAGCAAUACGGUCGUUUACCAAAUGCAUUUACCGGUGUAAUACUGUAAUUUUACCACAAAAUUGCAAUCUGGUAAAUUACUAUAUUAUUAAAAAUACAGUAUUUUUCUGUAUUCUGAAAUAAUUCAGUUACGGUAAGUGGCUGACAACUUCUGGCUUUCCAGUAUUUUACUGUAAAUUUGACAGUGUUUUUCUGCUAUGGGCUGUCAAAUGGAAGGACGAAUGACUUUCUAGUUUCUAAGAUAACUUGUUUAUGGCUAGAAGUCUGGAUGUGUUUUUUUU
This is a messenger RNA of Sinocyclocheilus rhinocerous, 3885 nucleotides long. RefSeq names its product vam6/Vps39-like protein. Lineage: Eukaryota; Metazoa; Chordata; Actinopteri; Cypriniformes; Cyprinidae. Gene Ontology annotation, molecular function: protein binding. Gene Ontology annotation, biological process: endosomal vesicle fusion; autophagy; vesicle-mediated transport. The record is from RefSeq and is a predicted model, not a curated record. Gene Ontology annotation, cellular component: membrane; cytoplasm. The transcript is spliced from 25 exons. Bases 279 to 2906 code for a protein of 875 amino acids.